This is a messenger RNA of Pecten maximus, 5905 nucleotides long. Its product is annotated as protein RRP5 homolog. The transcript is spliced from 43 exons. The record is from RefSeq and is a predicted model, not a curated record. NCBI's taxonomy places the organism in Eukaryota, Metazoa, Mollusca, Bivalvia, Pectinida, Pectinidae. Gene Ontology annotation, molecular function: protein binding; RNA binding. The coding region runs from base 63 to 5495 and encodes 1810 amino acids. Gene Ontology annotation, cellular component: small-subunit processome; nucleus; nucleolus. Gene Ontology annotation, biological process: rRNA processing.
CUUAAAAAUGUUUUAAAAUGGCGUUAAAUGUGUUUCCCUGUGGUUAAAGUAAAGGAAACAAAAUGGAAGAAAACUUCCCGAGAGGUGGUAGCUCAAAAAGAGUUAAAAAAGACUCUGCCCCUGUUAAAGUAGAUGAUGCAGACCUUUUCCAUUCAGAAGAAUCCGAAACACCAAAAAAGAAACGAAAGAAAGAAUUUGGAAAAGAAAAUGUUGCUAAGAAAGUGAAAGUGACCCCUAAGAAUGAUAUAUCUGAGAAAAUUGUAGAAAGAACAUGUGCCUUGAAGAAAAAUAUGGUGAGCAAUGGGAUGCUGUUGAUGGGGAGUGUAACAAAAGUAGAAGACUAUUCCUUGUGUGUGGGACUUCCCAAUGGCUUGUCGGGCUCUGUCCAAAUCACUCACAUCUCUGAUGCUUACACACAGCUUCUCCAAAAACUGACAGAGGCCUCUUCUAGUGAAUCUGCAAAUGCUCUGGAUGUCCCCAGUCUUCACGAAAUAUUCCGUGUUGGUCAGUUACUGCCGUGCAGGGUGUUUGAGACGUCCGCUUUUAAGAAAAAGCAUAAUUUCAAACUGACCAUCAAUCCAAGGGAGAUCAAUGAGGGUAUGGUGGCCAGUCACAUCAAGAAUGGUAUGGUACUGCAUGGCUGUAUACAGAGUCUGGAGGAUCAUGGUUAUGUGGUGGAUAUUGGUAUCAGUGGAACCCGAGCCUUUCUUAACCACUCAGAUGCUGAGAAGUUCAACAAUGGUGAAUCUCUCCAUGUUGGUGAAGCGGUUCGCUGCUUAGUGACCACUGAAGGUGAUGGGUCGGAGGAUGUUGGAGAGAGUCUACGAGUAGUCAAGGUCUCUAUAGACCCCAAAAAAGUGUCCAAAUCACAGCUGGGAAGCUCAGUGAGACUACCAUUAACAUGUAUUGUGCCAGGAAUGAAAGUCACAGCUAAAGUAACGAAGGCUGAUGAGGAUAGACUGCUGGUAAAAUUUCUUCAGUUCCGUGGACACAUCCACUGUUCUCACCUACCUAAGCCAGCCAUGACUUACAAAACUCGACCUGAGAUUGAAGCUGUUGUUUUAUAUGUUAAUGGAAGCACGAAGAUUAUCUCCCUUUCUGCUCUACCUCACCUGGUUGACUAUUCCGGUGUUGCGACGGAGAAUCAGUUUGGCUCACUCCAGCGUGGUGAUAUCCUUACGAAUGCAACUGUGACCAAUGUGGACAGUCAUGUUGGAGUUUAUUUUUCACUGGACGAUGGCGUAAAAGCUUUCUGUGAUAUUCCAAAUCUCAGUGACAGUUUGGUUGAAAAUGUCAAAGACAACUUCAAAAUCGAUGACAUUCACAAGUGUCGUGUAAUGGAUUUCAACCCUGUGGACAAUCUGGUGAUAAUCAGUCUGAAGAAGUCCAUCUUUACAAAAUUUUUACAGUUUCAAGAUAUAUUACCAGGCACAACUUUAGAGUGUACUGUCCAUCAGAUCCAUGAGAAAGGUGUGUCCGUGAAUAUCACCAAUCGUCUGUCUGGCUUCAUCCCAAAUCUCCAUCUUUCUGAUUUCCCAUUGAAAUACCCGGGUAAAAAGUUUACUCCAGGCACUACAAUCAAGUGUAGGGUUUUAUUGGUGAACAUCAAGAAGAAACAGGUGUUGCUGACUAGGAAGAAGUCCUUGGUGAAUUCUAAACUACCCAUUCUCACAAGCUGGAGCCAGUUAGAACGUGAUCAGGUUCUGGAUGGAUUUAUUUGUAGUAUAACGGACAAAGGGGUGCUGGUCGCCUUUUACAAUAACAUAAAGGGAUGGGUUCCACGGAGGGAGCUUAGUGAAGAGAACAUUCCCUUCCCAGAGAAAGUCUUCAUCAUGGGCCAGGUGGUUAAGUGUCGAGUUUUGAACUGGGAUGAGGAAUCCAGUAGACUAACUCUCUCCUUCAAGGGUACACAAAUUAAGCUGACACCAUUUGGCAAGAACAGAGUUGUGGAGGUUCCAGAUGGCUUUGAGAUUGGAAUGCUGGUGGAUGGGAAGGUGCAGUCGGUGACAAAGACAGGUGUGAAUGUUACACUAGAACCAACAGGUGUGGAGGCAUUCCUGCCUCGUAAUCACCUGUCUGACAAUCUAGAUUGCUGCGACCUGCUGAUGACUCACUACAGAGAGGGCGUCGCCCUCAAAGAACUCAUGUACCUCAGUAAAGAGAGUGUUCUGACCGUCUCUCAUCGUAAGUCAAUGUGUGACAACACGGAUCUGGUCGUGUCCGAGUUUGAUAAGCUACAGCCUGGCUUGCUCAUUCCUGGAAGUAUAACACGACUGAUGGAUUAUGGUAUAUUUGUGGAGUUCCCAGGAGGGAUGAGAGCAUUGGUACCUAAUAAGUAUGCUGCGGACACUUCGGUUCGCAACACCUCAGUCCUGUAUGCUGUGGGUCAAGCUGUGUGUGCCAAAAUCCUGCAGGUGGACAGAGAAAAGUCUCGCAUCCUAGCCUCUCUCCGAAUGAAUGACUGUUACCAUGGUGAUACAGAUAUCGGAAUAAACCUCCUGAAAGAUAUGCUACGGGAGAUGGAUAUGGUCCAAAAAUUAUCAAAAGAGACUGACGGAAAGAAGAAAUUAUGGAAGCACCAUGUGGGGGAAGUCUGUACUGGCAAGGUCACAGAGGUCACAGAAAUUGGCCUUCUGUGUGUGUUGGACAGUGGUUGUAAAGCCGUGAUCACAAAUCAUAACGUCGAUUCAAAUGUAGAUUUAGUCAAAGGAGACGAGGUGAAAGGACUGAUCACUUAUCUAGACAUGGAGGAUGAGUGUGUUGAGUUAUGUACACUGAAGGAUGUGGUCAAGGGAUUUGUCAACUGGAAGGGUCCUCCAGCCGCCAAGAUCACAGCUGACCAGAAACUCAACUGUAGAAUUGUGUUGGUGAAGAAGAGUUUUGCGUUAGGGACACUUAAAGGGCCAGGGGCAGGAACUCUUGCUUACAUUCCUGUCAAAAGACAUCUGAAUGAUGUACUGGAGGUGUAUCAGUUCUACCCAGGCCAGGUCCACCCUGUCAUUGUUAAACAGUUAGAGAAGACACAUGUGCUGUGUUCACUUGAACUGCAUGAGAAGAGGAAGUUGGAGAUACAGGGAGUGGACAGUGAGAUGUUAAGAAAUGUGAAGACUCCCCAUGAUUACAAGGCCGGCGACAUUGUCAUGGCCAGUGUGAAAACAGUGUACCCACUACAGAUAAACAUUGUUGUGGGUGAAGCACAUGGACGGGUACACAUCUCUGAAGUCACAGACACCAUCGACAAUGGGGAGAUGCCAUUGAAUGACCUUCAGCCGGGAGAAGAAAUCAGGGUCAAGGUCGUUGGAUUCAGGGAAGGAAAAACUUAUAGUUACCUGCCAAUCAGUCAUCCUAACCGUAAAUAUGCCCUGUUGGAGUGCUCAGUCAAACCCAGUAAGCUGAAGAAGGAGGAUGUUGACUCCACGGUUGAGAAGGAACAUACCUAUACUAUAGGGGAUCGUGUUCAGGCCUUUGUUCAGAAUUACCACAAAGGUAUCCUGAAUGUUAGCGUGAGCUCUACUGUCCAAGGCCAGGUCAGCCUAGUAAACCUGUCUGAUGACCUCACAGUACUUGAAGACCCAGAUAAACACUUCGUGCGUGGCCAGGGCUACAACGCCACUGUGAUAGGGGUGGACAACUGUAAGAGACUUGAUCUCUCCUUCACAGACAAAGGAGAGAUAGAAGUAGGCCAGAUAGUACGAGGGUGUGUGCUUACUACUACUUUUGCCUUGGAGCUUCAGCUUGCCCUGUCAAUGGGAUACAAGGGCAUGGCUUCCUGUACUGACCUGUCUGACACAUACACAGACAACCCUCUCCGCAGUUUUAAACAUGGCCAGAUCAUGGACUGUCGUAUCUUGUCUGUAGAUAAACAGAUUAAACUGUGUGGGGUGUCACUCCGACAGUCAAGACUUAAGAAAACGAAGAAGUCUAGCAAGAUCCAGGACCCAGAAAUAAACGGUGUUGAUUCUGUCUCCAAAGAUCAGGUUGUCCGUGGCUAUAUAAUAGGCUUCAACAAAGGUCUCCUUACGGUGUGCAUAGGAAAUGGAGUUCAUGGAACAGUCAGUAGAGAAGAACUGUCCGACUACCAAGUAAAAUCCCGUGGGGCAGUGUUCUACAAGGGACGGGUGGUCACUGCACGAGUCCUCAGUGUGGAGGAAACAGUGUCGCUGACUCUGAGGGAAAGUCGUACUGGUGUAACAGACCUUGUCCCACCUGACAUGAGGACAGGGUCUUCUGGUUCAAAUAAAGAGUCAGCCAAAACAGAUGUCAAAGCCCGCAAGCGAAAACUUUCUGAAACAGACACAAGCAGUGCAAAGGGAGGGAACUCAUCACAGGACUCGGAGGAAGAAACAGAAGCAAAGAAAGUCAAGGGAAAGAAAGAGAAAAAUGUUGCGAAGAAAAAAACAAAAGCUAUCAACAAUCCUACAGAAAAUGAAGAGAAGAUCUUAGCCACUCCUCCUGCCUGUGAGAUCAGUAAAAUGCCACGCCUCUCCGUAGCAGCGGGGUUAUCUUGGGAUGCAGACCUUGCGAGGGAUUCUCUCCCAACUCCGUCAGACAGCGAUGAGGAUGACAGCGAUGAGGAAGAUAGGAGAUCAACAAAGAAAACAAAAGCUGAAAUACGAGCCGAGAAGAAAGAAGAAGAAAAGAAACUAGAUGAGUUUGAGAGGCGUCAGCUUGAGGGAGAUAAUCAGCCGGCAACAGUGGAUGAAUUUGACCGUCUAGUACUGACGUCCCCAGAUAGUUCGCUGGUCUGGCUCCAGUAUAUGGCUUUCCACUUACAGACUGCAGAGAUCGACAAGGCACGUGCUGUGGCUGAGCGUGCUCUCAAAACCAUCUCCUUUAGGGAGGAGCAGGAGAAGCAGAAUGUUUGGGUAGCCUAUCUGAACUUGGAGAACAUGUAUGGUAGCUCAGAUUUGCUCCAUAAGGUGCUGGAGAGAGCAAUUGCUCAGAACGAGCCAUCCAAGAUCUACACUCAGAUGAUCAACAUUUAUGUCAAAUCCGGCAAGAUAGAUGAAGCUGAAAAUCUUCACAACAAGUUGGUGCGUCGUUACAGCCAGGAUAAAGAAAUAUGGAUCAGUUUCAUGAUGUUCUACUAUAAACACGAACGUGUAGACGAUGCACGUAAACUUCUUCAGCGUUGCCUGAAAAGCCUCAACAUCAAACACCAUGUGGAGAUGAUAGCUAAAUGUGCCCAGCUGGAGUUCAAGUUUGGAGACACAGAACGUGGCCGUACUAUGUUUGAGAGUGUCCUAGGUAACUACCCAAAAAGAACAGACUUGUGGUCAGUUUACCUGGACAUGGUGGUCAAGACUGGUGAAUGUCAGGAAGCAAGACAACUGUUUGAGAGAGUGAUUCAUCUAAAGCAAUCUGCUAAGAAGAUGAAAUUUUUCUACAAAAAGUAUUUAGACUUUGAAAAGGAGCACGGAGAUUCUGAGGCAGUGGAAAAUGUUAAGAAGAAAGCAUUAGAGUAUGUGGAAUCUCAGGGAUACACAGAUGAGUGAACAGAUUCCUCGGUUAUGUGAAUCGGCUUGACAAAAUUCAAUAUCCUUAACAGGAACAAGGAAGUGCAGCUAGUUUUGGUUGUAAAGUCUGUAUAAUAGAAAAUAUACAAGUGACAAUUUAUGCUGUAGAAUGCGGCAGUGGUUCUCAAUACUCUCGGAAACACAUUACUUGAAUUACACGUAUACAUGUACAACUCUAAAUUAACAGUGGCAUGCAUAAUGGCGCUUUGGUAGUAGAAAUGGUGUUUUCCCAGACUGAAAUAUAGAUAUAUUAUUCCUGUUCGUUUGUCAUUGGAAUGGGAAAAAGGUUUCAUUAAAAGAUUUUCAUGUCUUAUACACACAGACCGUGAAAAAUUCAUUAAAUGUCCAUGCCCUUUCAUUCAAUAAUUAAAUUAAAUUUUAUGGAAAAA